Molecule: messenger RNA, 2023 nt
Organism: Biomphalaria glabrata
Lineage: Eukaryota; Metazoa; Mollusca; Gastropoda; Planorbidae
Exons: 2
Coding region: 151-1245 (364 amino acids)
Source: RefSeq, a predicted model, not a curated record
GGCGAGCUGGUAAGCUCUGCCGCUUUUGACUUCAGACAAUCUUUGCAGACAAACUAUUUAAAAGAUCAUAUAAAUAAUAUAAUCUCUUAGAAAUCAAUAGCACCGUGGAAUCUAAUUACACACGUUUCAAAGGGAACAGUCUGAUGCACCAUGAGCCAAUCCACCAGUGCGCCUAUUGGUCAGUAUGGAAUUGUUCUCCAUCCCAUCCUUCAAAACGUUUCUGAAAGUGAGAUGACCAAACGCAUACACAAACUGCUCAGAGCCGUGAGGAUCGCUGCGCAAGACGUCAAGGACGUCAUCAUCCAGAGAGAUUACGCCGAGGUGAUAAUAGCCAGCAAGGAAGCCGAGGAGCACGCCCUGAAGCUGCUGCAAGAUCCGUCCGUGGUGAUGGGCUUAUACAACCUGAGAAACAUUACAGCCAACCCAAAGACCUGGCUUGUAGACAAGAUACAGACGUUCGGACGCCAGGUUCAAUCUCGUCUGCCAGGGACAAAAAGUUUAACAACUAGCGGCUCAGCCACCAAGCUACAAACAAAAUCGACCACAGAAAAAUCUCAGCGACCUCAAACAACUGCAGUUGCUACUAGCGGAGCUCACGCUCAGUCCGACAAACCUGACACUUCGAAAGCUGGCUCAUCAAUGUCCGAAUCUCAGGUGGAGAAGUCCCCAAAGCAGUCCUUCCUGAUGAAAAAGCGCGCCGAAUUGACCAAAGUUCAGGGGACUCCUGUCUUUGUCAGUGUUAAGACAUCUACAGCUGAGGUCAAGCCCUGCGGUUGCCCGGAGACGAUCUUCUAUCAUCAUCUGCAGAACAUCGGCACGGAGACGAGGCACGUCGAGUUCAAGAAAGGCGGGGUCAUUAACGAGAGAUACUCCUUCCGGGAUAUGGUUGGCAAGUACAUGUGCGGCUUCCUCAACUCCGAAGGUGGCACAAUCUUCUUCGGUGUCAACGACAGCGGGGUGGUCCUUGGACUGGACCUAGAUCCCCAGUAUGAAGCAGCGCUGAAGAGAGAUAUCACGUGUUCGGCUCGAAUGAUAGAGCCGCAUGUGUCGACCAGUGAAUACUCGGUGAACUUUGCCAGGGUCAUGGAACGAACGGGAGACAUGUCCCCCUACUUGAAGGUCCUUGAAAUCUGCGUCAAACCACGUGACCCGCCUGAGAGACUGUAUUCUUAUAAAGACAUUAUCUACAUGAGGAGAGAUGGCAGUUUACAGAACCUUGGACAUGUAGAUGACUAUCAGUGGUAAAUCAAAUGAACUUCUUACAAGCUUACAUCAGACCAGGCACUCAAUGGCUUACUACAAGCUUACAUCAGACCAGGCAGUCAAUGGCUUACUACAAGCUUACAUCAGACCAGGCAGUCAAUGGCUUACUACAAGCUUACAUCAGACCAGGCAGCCAAUGGCUUACUACAAGCUUACAUCAGACCAGGCAGUAAAUGGCUUAAUGCAAGCUUACACCAGACCAGGCAGUCAAUGGCUUACUACAAGCUUACAUCAGACCAGGCACUCAAUGGCUUACUACAAGCUUACAUCAGACCAGGCAGUCAAUGGCUUACUACAAGCUUACAUCAGACCAGGCAGUCAAUGGCUUACUACAAGCUUACAUCAGACCAGGCAGCCAAUGGCUUACUACAAGCUUACAUCAGACCAGGCAGUAAAUGGCUUAAUGCAAGCUUACACCAGACCAGGCAGUCAAUGGCUUACUACAAGCUUACAUCAGACCAGGCAGUAAAUGGCUUAAUACAAGCUUACAUCAGACCAGGCAGUAAAUGGCUUAAUACAAGCUUACAUCAGACCAGGCAGUCAAUGGCUUACUACAAGCUUACAUCAGACCAGGCAGUAAAUGGCUUAAUGCAAGCUUACAUCAGACCAGGCAGUCAAUGGCUUACUACAAGCUUACAUCAGACCAGGCAGUAAAUGGCUUAAUGCAAGCUUAAAUCAGACCAGGCAGUAAAUGGCUUACUACAAGCUUAAAUCAGACCAGGCAGUAAAUGGUUUAUUACAAGCUUACAUCAGACCAGGC